UCCCUGCUGGCGGGGACAGCACGACCUGUCCUUCAGUCUGGGACCUUGAAUCGGUCCCGCUGCUUUGGACUGGAGCGAUAGUGGAAGCUGAGGCGGCAGCGGUGGCAGCACAGGCUGCAGUGACCGGGGCGGUGGCGGAAGCGCUAUGUCCGAGUCUCUCCCGCGGGGUGCCGAGCGCGACCUUUACCGGGACACGUGGGUGCGGUACCUGGGCUACGCCAAUGAGGUGGGGGAAGCCUUCCGCUCCAUGGUGCCAGCAGCUGUGGUGUGGCUGAGCUAUGGUGUGUCCAGCUCCUAUGUGCUGGCUGAUGCCAUUGAUAAAGGCAAGAAGGCAGGAGAGGUGCCAAGCCCUGAAGCAGGCCGCAGCACCAGAGUGACCAUAGCCGUGGUGGACACCUUCGUGUGGCAGGCUCUGGCCUCUGUGGCCAUCCCAGGCUUCACUAUCAACCGUAUAUGUGCUGCCUCUCUCUACGUCCUGGGCACUGCCACCCGCUGGCCUCUGGCUGUCCGAAAGUGGACUACCACCGCAGUGGGACUGUUGGCCAUCCCUGCCAUCAUCCACCCCAUUGACAGGUCGGUGGACUUCCUCCUCGACUCCAGCCUGCGCAAGCUCUACCCCUCAGUGCAAAAACCCAGCUCCUCCUGACCCCACUCUGGUACCUGGCCUGGGUGUUGGCCCACUCCCUGCUCUGUUCCAGUUGCCUCUUCCUGCCGGGGGAUACGAUGCCUGGCUCCCUGGGG
Hipposideros armiger (great roundleaf bat) is the source of this 741-nucleotide messenger RNA. RefSeq names its product mitochondrial fission process 1 (gene MTFP1). Bases 146 to 646 code for a protein of 166 amino acids. Gene Ontology annotation, cellular component: mitochondrion. The transcript has 4 exons. Lineage: Eukaryota; Metazoa; Chordata; Mammalia; Chiroptera; Hipposideridae. The record is from RefSeq and is a predicted model, not a curated record. Gene Ontology annotation, biological process: mitochondrial fission.